Ornithorhynchus anatinus (platypus) is the source of this 1039-nucleotide messenger RNA. It is a transcript of the gene PSME1, whose product is annotated as proteasome activator subunit 1. The record is from RefSeq and is a predicted model, not a curated record. Lineage: Eukaryota; Metazoa; Chordata; Mammalia; Monotremata; Ornithorhynchidae. Gene Ontology annotation, molecular function: endopeptidase activator activity. The transcript is spliced from 11 exons. Gene Ontology annotation, cellular component: proteasome activator complex; cytoplasm; nucleoplasm. Gene Ontology annotation, biological process: regulation of proteasomal protein catabolic process; regulation of G1/S transition of mitotic cell cycle; positive regulation of endopeptidase activity. The coding region runs from base 111 to 854 and encodes 247 amino acids.
GCCCGGGAAGUCCCCGGCGGCGGCGAGCGGAGCGCGGCCGAGCGAAGCGGCUUUCGCUUUCCCUCCGCCCGCAGACCGACCGAGACCCCCCCGACCCGGCCCCCGCCGCCAUGGCCACCCUCAGGGUCAACCCGGAGGCCCAAGCAAAGGUGGAUUCGUUCCGGGAAGAUCUGUGCUCCCAGGCGGAGAUCCUGCUGGGCAGCUACUUCCCCAAGAAGAUUGCGGAGCUGGACGCUUUCCUGAAGGAUCCCUCCCUGAAUGAGGCUGACCUGAGCCUGCUGAGGGCCCCGCUGGACAUCCCGCUGCCAGACCCGGCCAAGGAGAAAGAGAAGGAGGAGCGAAGGAAGCAGGAAGAGAAGGACAAGGACGGGAAGAAGAAGGACGACGAAGACAAAGAACCCCCCUGCGGGCCCGUGAGCUGCAACGAGAAGAUCGUGGUGCUGCUGGGGCGGCUGAAGCCCGAGAUCAGGGACGUCAAGGAGCAGCUCAAUCUGGUCUCCAUGUGGUUACAGCUGCAGGUGCCCCGGAUCGAAGACGGAAACAACUUUGGCGUUGCCGUUCAGGAGAAAGUGUUCGAGCUGAUGACUGCACUGCGAACCAAGUUGGACGGCUUCCACACCCAGAUCUCCAAGUAUUUCUCGGAGCGAGGAGAUGCGGUGGCCAAGGCGGCGAAGCAGCCUCACGUGGGCGACUACCGGCAGCUGGUGCACGAGCUGGACGAGGCCCAGUACGGGGAGACGCGGCUGAUGGCCAUGGAGAUCCGCAACACCUACGCCGUUCUCUACGACAUCAUCCUGAAGAACUUCGAGAAGAUAAAGAAGCCCCGGGGAGACGCCAAGGGAAUGAUCUACUGAAGCGACCCCCCCCCCCCCCCCCGCCCACGCCGGCCGUUUCCCUCUCCCGCCGGCCCCGGGCGGCAGGAGGACGGACGGAGCAUCCGGCCCCUCCCCUCGGGCCUGACCGGAGCCGCGACGACCGGUCCGGCCGCGGCUCCGUCCCCCCCGCGCCUCGUCCGCCCUCCCGUCCUGGGCCUUCCGGC